This is a messenger RNA of Lasiodiplodia theobromae, 1620 nucleotides long. RefSeq lists its product as uncharacterized. The transcript is spliced from 4 exons. The coding region runs from base 1 to 1620 and encodes 539 amino acids. The record is from RefSeq and is a predicted model, not a curated record. NCBI's taxonomy places the organism in Eukaryota, Fungi, Ascomycota, Dothideomycetes, Botryosphaeriales, Botryosphaeriaceae.
AUGGUCUCCCCGAAAAACAGUGUCAUCAUCCAGGUAGGAGGAGGAGGAGGCAGCGGAGGCGAGCGAACGCAGAACGAUGCAUCUCCAACCCCCGAACACCACCCGCAUUCUCCAAGACCAACAACCAAGAAGACCUGGAGUCGUGAAAACUACCCCGGCGCCCUCCUCUUCAACCUCACCGCCUUCAUCCUCCCAGCCCUCUACGCCACCCUCUCCAAGCUCUGGAUCGCCUCCCUCGACACCUCCCUCGUCGCCACGACCGACACCUACACCUACAUCACGACCAUCGCCGAAGUCCUCAACGAAGGCCUCCCCCGCGCCUCCUGGCUCAUCAUCGGCAACCGCAGCGGGGCCCUGCGCCCCUCCACACGGCUAACCCUCUCCUUCACGCUCAUCGCCGUGCAAUCCCUCCUCGGCCUCAUCCUCUCGCUCGCCAUCCUCGCCGCCGCGCCCGCCUUCACCGCCGCAUUCGUGCCGCGCGCGACGCGCGCCGCAAGUGUCACGUACGUGCGGCUCAGCGCGUUCGCGGCGCUGGCGGCGGCGGUGGAGACGGCGGUGGCGACGAGCACGCGCGCGCUGGACCGGCCCGACGUGCCGCUGCUGGUUAGCAGUGUCAAGUUCGCCGUCAAUAUCGCGCUCGACCUGCUGCUCGUGUCGCGCUUCCACGUCGGCAAGCAUCGGCCGAGCGUCAAUACGCAGGCGGCCGUGCGGCUGGCGUGCGACCUGGUUGCUGCGGCAGCGGGGUUGGCGUAUUUCGUCUGGAGUGCGCUGAGGAGUUGGCGGGGGGAGAGGGGGAGAGAAGGCGGCGGCGGCGAUGGUGAUUAUGGCAACGGCACUGGACGGCCGUCCUAUUUCUCGUUUGCAGCGUUGAAGCUGCUGUUGCCGGCGGGCUCGCUGACUUUCGUCGAGUCGGCGCUGCGUAACGCGCUCUACCUGUGGCUGGUGUCCGGCAUCGUGGCCAUGGGCACCGACUACGCGACCGCCUGGGGCGUCUUCAACACGAUCCGUUGGGGGCUGGUCAUGGUGCCCGUGCAAGCGCUCGAGGCGACGACGCUUGCGUUUGUGGGGCAUGCUUGGGGAUCGUGGAGGGCGGAGGUGGAGAGGAGGGGAGUAGGAGGAGGAACGGUGCAAACGCGGAAGCCCAAGGCCUCGAGGCAGGAUUUGCGCCCGCUGCUCUUCGAAGUACCGCUGUGCAUCUUCCUCGCCCGCUGGGGCGCCCGCAGCUUCGCGCGCUAUCUGUCCGGUACGGACGCGGUAUCCCGCAUCACGGAGAAGAUGUGGAGACUUACAUCUAAACCUCGUCUCGGCUCGUCACAGACAAUUGAUUGGACCUACAUCUUCUAUGCUCUUAGCACACAACUCGCUGCUAUACUGCUCGCGACGCGGCCGCUGUGGUACCUCUAUCAGUCACUGGCCUCGAACAUUCUGUGGGUACUGCCAUGGGCCAUCGCAGUCAGCAAGGCGGGCAUCACGCCUGACGACGCCUGGACCUAUCAUUCUGUUGUCUUCGGUGGAUCGCUAGUGUUCAGCUUCUUCGAUGUCUUGCUGUUCGUGGGAGUGUGGGCCUGGAGGUUGGGCACCGGCCGGAUGAGACUCCCGCCUGCGCGGCGCCAGGUGUGA